Messenger RNA from Vicia faba (fava bean), 534 nucleotides. The record is from the annotation of a GenBank genome assembly. Lineage: Eukaryota; Viridiplantae; Streptophyta; Magnoliopsida; Fabales; Fabaceae.
AUGGUGAGGAUUUCUGCUGAAGAGGAGAGGCAAAGGUGGCAAAAUAUCCAAGCUAUUCUUCCAAACACUAAUAACCCCCAGAGUCACACCGACGGUUUCAUCAUAAAGGGGAGAAAGAGGCAGACGGAAGACUCAACUCCUGACUCACCCAACAUGAAGUCUCAAAGGCUAAAUGAAGUCCUUCUUCUGCUACUAACACUAUCUCGCUUACUUCGAGGAAGGAAAACAUUCAGGCGCCUUCCAUAUGUGAUGCUUCCUUACCUCCUUCUACUAUGUGGAACGAUAACAAUUUUGACACCCUCUGAUUCAAGAAUUCUCACUUUCCCUUCUAAAAGGAUUUCCCUAUUGGUUAUAAAUCCCUUCUCUCUAAGUCGACCUCUACUAUUGAGAGGCGAGACAAGGCUGAGAAAGAGUUGGAGGCGACGCUCUAGAAGCAGGUGGAUGCCUAUAAUGAAAUCCCAAGAUGCUGAAGGCACUCUAGAAAGACGAGGAGAAGUGGGAGGAGAAGAUGGAAGAUCUGAAGGACAAGGCUAA